Messenger RNA from Rhodotorula graminis WP1, 3960 nucleotides. RefSeq lists its product as uncharacterized. Gene Ontology annotation, molecular function: zinc ion binding; DNA-binding transcription factor activity, RNA polymerase II-specific. Gene Ontology annotation, biological process: regulation of DNA-templated transcription. Lineage: Eukaryota; Fungi; Basidiomycota; Microbotryomycetes; Sporidiobolales; Sporidiobolaceae. The record is from RefSeq and is a predicted model, not a curated record. The coding region runs from base 1 to 3960 and encodes 1319 amino acids. The transcript has 14 exons. Gene Ontology annotation, cellular component: nucleus.
AUGCACCCGCACUACGUCCGGGACCCUGGCGACCCUCCACCGUCCACCGCGAGCGAGGUUGGCGCCGCGACGUCACGCCGACGAGGCGACGUCUUCGAGCCUCGUCGAGCGCACGAGGCCUACUCGCAGCAGUACUCGGGCCCGCUCUACAGCACCAAUGACCUGCCCGUCCCGCUCUACAACGCCGCCGAGCGGUACCCGGCCGCCACGUCCGGCCCGACCAACGGCGCACCUCCCCUCGCGAGCCACCACCACUACGCCGCCGCGCCCUUCCAGACGCAGCACGGCACCGCGCCCGAGACCAUGGUCUACACGCCGUACCUCGCGCCUUUACCCGCGUCCCAGCCCCUCGCCCACGUCUCGCCUGCCGACUUCGCGCCCCCGACCCUGUUCAACCCGUACGCCCAGCCCCAUCCACCUCUCGCUCCGCACACCCACAUCUCGCCCUACGACCUCAUGACGGCCGCCUCGACGUCAGACGGGCGCGCCGACGCACCGCUCGAGCAGCAGAGCGGCGUCGAGCCCGGCGUGCCCGCGAGCGCCGACCCGUCCUUUCGUCCUGCGCCGAGCACGGCUCGCCGACGGCCGUCGCACGCCGGCGAUCUCGAGGUUGGCGGGAGCGUGCGAGGGAUCGGCGGUCGUGGCGGCGCGAGGAGCCAGGGCAACUCGCACGGCGCGAGCGUCGGCGGCAGCGGGUCGGCGACGGCGGCAGCGGCGGGCUCGGGCGGUGCGUCGCGAGCGAGUGUGUCAGCCCUCGCGGCAGCUGUCGGAGCGCGCACGACCGAAAAGAGCUGCAAGAACUGUCGGGUCCGCAAGGUCAAGUGCGACAGGAGGUGGCCCAGGUGCAACCGGUGCAGGGACCGCGACGACGAGUGCGACUUUGGCACUUUUGUUCCAGUCGACGCCAUUCCCGAGAGCGCCCUCGCGAGCGCCACGAGUUCGCCAGCGACGACGGCUGGGACGGCCGCGCUGCAAGCCCGUAUCGCCGAGCUCGAGCAUGAACUCGCCGUCUUCCGCACGGACUCGUCGAGCCCGAGACCGCCCGUCCUGCGCCCGUCGGCCAUCCCGCACGCUAGCUACGGUACCUCUUCGGCCGUUGUCCCGUCGAGCGCCGGCAGCGUCGAGAUGCGCGGCACCCGGAGCGACGCACCCGGCGGCGCCACCAGCCUGGCGGGCUUCCCUCGCUCGAGCAUGCACGCCCUCGACGAGCUCUCUGGCGACGUGCCCUUGAGCGAGGCCAUCCACGACGCGUUCGCUCGCGGCGCCGGCUUCGCUCGACCUGGGUCGAGGGCGAGCAAGACGACCGUCGAGAUCUUUCUGCGAGGUGCCGCCCUGCAGGAUCCGGCCCUGUACGCCGCCGCCAGCGCCGGCCUCGCCCCGCUUCACGGCCCCGCACCACCGUCGUCGCUUCAAGUGGGACCGCUGUCGCCGUCGCUGCCGGGCGAGGACGACCCGAACUGGCAGCUCGCCAAGAACGCCAUGGCGCGCAUGCUCGUCGUCCACCUCGUUCAAGCCUUCUUCGCGUCGUGCUGCGCCUACCUCCCGGCCUUUGACGGCUGGCACCUGCGCCGCACCUGGAUCCUGCAAAACCUCGACAACAUCGACCCGGCGAGUCGUGUUUCGGUGGCGGCAUUCUGCGCGAUGGGCGCCAGGGCGAGCCAGCAUUCGGCCAUCCUCGGCAUCUCGAUGCCGGAGCCCACGCCCAACGGCUCGUCCGAGCACACGUCAGCGGCCGGCGUGCGUCGCGAGCAGGCUUGCCGGGCAUUCCACACUCAAGCUCUCGACCUCGCCCACCUGCUCGGCAUCACGUACGACGCGAGUCGCGAGAACCUCGAGGCUCUCAUGGUCGUCGCUCAGCUUCUCAUCUUCAACGAGCUCAUCCCUCGCCGGUCAAGGGCUAUCGUCCACGCCGCACUCGGCCAGUACAAGGAGCUACAAGAAGGACCUGCAUCCGCCGACCAGAAGGACCACAUGCUCAAGCACGUCGGCCUACCUCUUCUUGCUUGCGACGCCCAGACGUCGGCGGCUAGUCGCAAAAGGCCGCUCGUCUCGCCGAGCGAGCUCGCGCAGUACUUCCCGGACCUCCUGCCCGUCGACCCGAUCCACGACGACAUCCAGCACCGCCUCCAAAAGAUCCUCGACGACACUUUGACGCCCGAGGGUCAGCUCUCGCACCAGGGCAUCGUCGAGUGCACCCACGUCAUCAACGCGUGGCUCGUCCAGACCCAGAGGCUGUUUGCUCAAGCUGCAGCCCCUGUACUCGGCGGCCCGCCGAUGUCGCUCAUGAACGACGUCCGCAACCAGUGGCUCCUCCUCGACCAGAUCCACGAGGGUAUCCGCAGGAUGCAAGAGCUGCUCGUCCACCUCGAGUACAUGCCGUUCGGCUGCAACAAGGACAAGUGCGCCGACCAGCACCUGCGCUUCAUCACGCGCCUCGACAUCGACCUCCUUACCUGCUUCUUCCUCCUGCACUCGCUCGUCGCCGAGAACCUUGGCCUCGACCACCUGACGGGCGAGAACGCCGUCGCCGUCUACGCCGAGAGCGACAAGCGCGUCCGCAAGGCCCUCAAGCUCAUCGCGUUCUAUCUCGAGCUCGAGGUCAUCCCCAACUGGCCGAGUGUCGUCGUUCAGCGCUUCGGCGAGCAGGAGGGCCCGUCGUCGCCUGAGCUCGAGGUGUCCGACACCGAGCUCGACUGGCUCGACAAGGGCCUCGUCUGCGCGUCGUUCUACCACCCGGUCGCGAGCUCUCGCCUGCACGAGCUGCGUGCUGUGCGCCGUUCUGCGGCAGGUGGGCCACCGAGCAACUACCCGCCGCCGCCCAUCGCCGUCAUGCCGCUGAGCGCGCCCGAGGAGGCGUCGGCAUCUCUCGUCCUCCCCGUCCCGACCACCGACGCCCACACACACUCGGCCGUCCACUUCCCGCCGACGACGACGUACCUCGCCGGCGACGAGAUUGGCGGCGAGAUCGCGCGCAUGCCGUUCCAGGUCGGCGUGACGGACCCGGUCAACCUGAGGCCAUGGGGCAUGUGGAGCGGGUCGCAGGGAGAGACGGCACCGCUCGUCGUCGCCGUCGCCGUCCACCCGGGUCGCGACGAUGUCAACCACCUUCUCAAGCUCGCCGCCGACCUCUCGUGCGCGCCGACCCUCCAGGCCGUCGAGCAGGUCCGGCUCCAGCUGCACCGCCUCGAGACGACGUUCUGCUCGGUCGAGCGCUCGGUCCUCGAAUGUCGGCGCACAACGACCGACGUCGAGCGCAGCCACGCGGCCGGCUUUGUGCAGCAGUACGCCCCACGGCGAUCGGCGCUUGACCGAGGCGAAACCCCGAUGCCGCCGCUCGUCGACGAGCGCGGCACGCUCUUCUUUUCCGACGGCGUCGUCGUCCGCGCGACGCCGGUCAGCGCUGCCCGCACGAGCUCUUCUGCCCUGGGAGACGACGACGACGAAGACGAGUACCCGGCGGUGCCGGCGCUAGACGACGCAGAAGGAACGUCGACGGUCGACGCCGAGCAGAUCAGCCUGACGGCCUGGUGGGACUUGUCGCCGUUCUCGCGCGACGCGACCGUCGCUACAGCAGCUUCGGCAGAACAGAUGCAGGUCCGUGCAGCCAGUUCGGUCGAAGAGCCGGCGCAGAACGAGCUGGCGCCGGUUCCGAUGACGGAGCAGCCGCACGGACCUCGUGUCGCCUCGCCUCAUCACGGCAAAGCGCCGCCGACCCACUCGGCCACGCAUUACCCGAUGCGCCACCCCGACAUCCACCUCGCCUGCGCCGCCGAUGCGGCAGCAGCAGCGCUCAACGUGCGCCGUCUCGAGGUCAAGCUCGUGCGCAUGCAGCUCCUCCUCGCCAAGAAGCGGCUCGAGCAGCUCAACGAGGACGCCGAAGCGCUCGACGACGUCGAGAGCUUCGAUGGCGACGACACAGAGGCGCCAGACAGCGAGGGGGAGCAGCGGGACGGGGUUUGA